CGAGUAAGAGUGUAGUUGACAGCCGACUGAAAUCGACUAAACUUGGCUUCAUUGUGUGUCCUCCAACGAAACUAAAACCGACUAAAACGGUUCAAGUGGAAUUAGCAUAUCUGUGAAAAUUUGUUUGACACACCAAUCACCAUGUGUAUUUUGCCCUGUUUAACUGUGAUUCUCUUUUUGCAAUCAAAUGUCGUCUUCGGUGAAAUGUUCACUGCCUUGGCAGACUUGGAAGGACUCGUCUUAACAGAGUUGGAGCUGGUAAAGCAACUUGAUACUUACAUCCAGGAAGAAGAAAACAAACUGAAACUUUUGAGAGGACACAUGGAAGAAUAUGAAAACAUGUAUCAGGAAGCCAGUGCAGAUGUUUCAAAGUACUUGGCCAACCCAGUCAAUGCUUAUUUGCUUGUCAAAAGCCUGACAUCAGACUGGAAGAAGAUUGAAGGGGUCAUGUCCCAAAAUUUUGGCUCUGCCUUUCUCAAAAACAUUACUCAACACCGUAGCGAUUUGCGUUUCCCUUCGGAUGAGGACUUGAAUGGAGCAGCAGUUGCCCUUAUGAGACUCCAAGAUACUUAUAAACUAGACACCCAUGCUUUGGCCAAAGGGGAGCUGUUGGGGAAAAAAUAUUCUCGUCAGCUUACCGCUGGAGAUUGCUGGGAACUUGGUCGGCAAUCGUACAACAACGGCGAUCACUAUCACACGGUUCUGUGGAUGGGAGAAGCUUUAAACAAGUGGGACGACGAAUCAAACAAAACUGUCGCUCGAGAAGAUAUUCUCGAUUACUUGUCGUUUUCCACAUUUAAACAAGGGAAUGUCAAGGAAGCCCUACUGUUGACUAAUGAACUGCUUCAGAUUGUUCCGUACCAUCAACGCGCCAUUGGAAAUAAAAAACAUUACGAAGAUGUCCUUCGUAAAGAAGGAAUCUUGUUACCGAUUGGUCCACCUAAUGGAGAAGGUGAAAGGGCGGAAGAGAUGAUCCUGACUAAACCAUUUAAUACUGCCAAUCUAAAGUUAAAGAAACCUAUUGAUAAUUUAGAGGAAAGAGAUAAAUACGAAAAGCUCUGCAGAGGUGAGAAGUUGAUGGAUCCUAAAAUCGAAGGCCGUCUACGAUGUCGCUACGUCACCAAUAACGUGCCAUUCUUUUUCAUUCAACCCAUCAAGAUGGAGGAGGCAUUACUGAAACCGAAGAUAGUCGUUUAUCACGAUGUUAUGUCCGAUGACGAAAUUGAAACUGUCAAGAAAAUGGCUAAGCCCAGGUUUAAACGUGCCACUAUUCGGAAUAGCAAAACCGGAGAGCUGGAACCAGCGAAUUAUCGGAUCUCGAAAUCUGCCUGGUUGAAAAGUGAAGAACACGAUCACAUAUUGAAGGUGACCCGUCGUGUUGGCGAUGUAACCGGACUUGAUAUGGCCACAGCUGAAGAUCUCCAAGUAGUCAAUUACGGCAUUGGCGGGCAUUACGAACCUCAUUUUGAUUACGCCAGAACAGAGACAGCCGAAGCCUUUAAAGAACUCGGAUGGGGUAAUCGUAUCGCUACUUGGCUGUUCUACAUGAGUGACGUUGAGGCCGGUGGUGCCACUGUCUUCCCCCCAACUGGCGCAGCUGUAUGGCCUAGGAAAGGAAGCGCUGCAUUUUGGUACAACUUGUAUCCAAAUGGUAAAGGUAACGAGUUGACUCGUCAUGCCGCUUGUCCAGUCCUUUCUGGAUCUAAAUGGGUUUCUAACAGAUGGAUUCACGAACAUAGGCAGGAAUUCCGUCGCCCUUGUGGUUUAACAUUUGACGCCGAAAUGUAAAAUUGUCUUUGAUCAUUAAAUCUUUUUUUCGCUAAUGUAAUAACAUUUUAGUGACUUUUGAAAUGUUCUCUUCAAUAUCGAAUAAUUGACUAACAUUUUUGCUUAAUUUCUCUUCCCUCAAGUGCAAUACAAAUUGUUUAUAUUUGAAA
Messenger RNA from Daphnia pulicaria, 1937 nucleotides. Its product is annotated as prolyl 4-hydroxylase subunit alpha-1-like. Bases 142 to 1788 code for a protein of 548 amino acids. The record is from RefSeq and is a predicted model, not a curated record. Gene Ontology annotation, biological process: peptidyl-proline hydroxylation to 4-hydroxy-L-proline. Gene Ontology annotation, molecular function: L-ascorbic acid binding; protein binding; iron ion binding. NCBI's taxonomy places the organism in Eukaryota, Metazoa, Arthropoda, Branchiopoda, Diplostraca, Daphniidae. Gene Ontology annotation, cellular component: endoplasmic reticulum. The transcript is spliced from 12 exons.